UUCAUGGAAUGUAUGAUUGCAUAUUUCUUUAAAAAAAUAUUUAAACAUUUAAACUUUUUUUGUUGAACGUCAAAGAAGAAAAAAUCUUUAAAAGCAGGAAAAACUCUUUGUUUUUAAAUAAUCUUGCUCUACAAAGGAUAUUUCACUACCUAUUAAUUUAUUUGCGCUGAGUCACAAAAUAUAUUUUUGAAGAUGAAAGUAUAAAACGAACAGAACUGAAGCGGAUAGUGGAGCUCCUGUGGAAGCCCAUGCCAUCAGACGAAAAACUUCCUUUUGCUCAAAAAUCAAAGACUUUUUCUGACAAUGGUGCCAUAGCUAAAGAGUGGCCACUAAAAACUGCAGACGACAAUGGAGGAAUUCCGAAUAAAUUUCAGACAGAAGAGGAAGAGAAACCGAGUGAAAUGAGCACUCUAAGAAAAUUGUGUUUCUUCUUGUCGCUAAAUGUUGGAAUACUAUAUAUCGCCACUUUUGCCUGGAUUUUACCCUGCCGAGGACCAGAUUGUAUGUCCAAUAAUUCUGGAUGGACUCUUAAUUUUUCUGAUGUAUGGUUGACAACGAGUUUAGACACUAGCACUUCAACUUCUCCGCAGUUGCUGUUUUUCGGAUUCGUAAAUAAUCGAACCGGAAACUUAGCAGGCGUAGAAGUGACAGAUGGAAAGGAAGUGUGGACACGGGAAACGGAUUUCAUUCCACGCCAUAUCUUCUGUCAUUUUAAAACUGUAUUUGAUGCCAACGAAGAUAAUGUUCCUGACUGCCUUGUCAUUAGCCAUAACGCCAUUGAAGUUUUUAAUGUCUCAAAUGGAGAACCUUUGUGGCAGCAUGAUAUGCAUCAUUCUAGGUUAGAUAUCAUCACCUCUAUACAUCCAGCUACGCAAGGCAAUGGAAAUUCUUUUAUUGGUAUGUUUGGCAAGUCGCUGUUUGUGAUCGAAGGUUCUGGUAAAGAUGUGUUCGAGACCCCGACUCCUUGCUCAGAUGCUUUGGAAACGGAACUUUCCCCAGUGUUUGUGCACUCUAAUGACACCCUAUGGUACUUGAAGUGUGACUUUGGGGACGAAAUGGAAGUUUGGACUUUUCUGGAGCAAGAGUUGUUGAACUUCGCUAGAACUGGAGGACAUGCUGACGGUUUCAUGGGGUUUAGUCAAUUGUUGGGCGGGGACCACUACAACCGGUCGAUGGUACUCUCGUCUGACGUCACAGCUACGUCAGAUUCUCUUGCUCUCUCGUGGGCCAAUGCCGUCGUCAUGGUUACCAGUCAAGCACCUUUUCAUAGCAUCCCAAAGACGUGGGAGCGAUACUUGGUGGACCCUCUUGGCCUACCUCUCUCUAUCACGAGUAUAACGAAUGGACAUUUCACGAAUUCAAAAGAAGACGAAAUUGCUGCGGCUGCUCAAGUCGACUCAAUUGCAAACUUAUACAUUCUGAAGAAGGUAAACGGUUCCAUUGUAAAUUCAUUCUCACUCGGAAAAAGGAAGAUCAUUAAAAUCGAACGCAUGCCUGGAGCACAAAAUUUGGAUUCAUUGUUGGUGGAAUCAAUUCCAGAAGAACCGUCUGAUCAUUUUACAGUGAAUAUCUCCGAUCCGGAGCCCAUGAAUCUUCAAAGAUCUUACUUGCUGGUUGAUUUAAGUAAAACGAAAACCAGUGUCACGAAUGUUUUCGAAUCAAAUUCCGUCUUAGAGACAACUAUUUAUGCUGGCGAGAAUGGCAGCAAGGGUUUGUUAUUAGCAACUGAAACGACGGACGGCUUUUCACUCAUACGUAAACAAAUUUUGGAAAGGACAAUGACAGAUGAAAGCAAGUGUGAUAAUGUACAGCAAUUUGAAUUGUAAGACAAAGCAUAAAAUGCAAUUUUUUUU
Molecule: messenger RNA, 1853 nt
Organism: Uloborus diversus
Lineage: Eukaryota; Metazoa; Arthropoda; Arachnida; Araneae; Uloboridae
Exons: 10
Coding region: 249-1826 (525 amino acids)
Molecular function (GO): protein binding
Source: RefSeq, a predicted model, not a curated record